UUGUAGCUAGGUUAGCCAGCUAGCAUUAGCAUUACCUUCCUGUCGUGUUUAUGGUGUCAGUGCAGCUGCACAGAGAGAGUACAGCUAAGUGUUGUCAACACAGCAGGUUAACUCCCUGACGGAGCUAACGAUUUGAAACCAUUGGGAAAACCGAAUCUGAAACAGUGAAACUGGUAGUCUAUCUUAGUAGCGUUACUUUGAGGAAGAGAAUGAGUCACCCAGUUGGGAUCGCUCGUUUCAUCGCAUCAUUUUUUUUUUACGUGAGGACAACACGGCUGUUUAUCCAUAGCUAACACGAGCAAAUUGGCUCUCAUGGGAGCACAUGAAGAGGGCUCUGUGCUGCUGCAGACAUUGACAAGGCGUGGGGUUCUUCACCAAGAAAAUGGAGAAGAUGUCACGGGUUACCACAGCCCUCAGCAGCAGUACCAUCAAUGGCAGAACUAUGUUCUGCCAUCUGGAUGCUCCUGCCAACGCCAUCAGCGUGUGCCGUGACGCCACGCAGGUGGUGGUAGCCGGCCGCAACAUCUUCAAGGUCUACGCGCUGGAGGAGGAGCAGUUUGUGGAGAAGCUGAAUCUGCGUGUCGGCCGUAAACCCUCUCUCAACUUCAGCUGCGCAGAUGUUAUGUGGCACCAGAUGGAGGAGAACCUGCUGGCCACGGCGGCCACCAAUGGGGCAGUGGUCACCUGGAACCUGGGAAAACCCUCUCGUAACAAACAGGACCAGCUGUUUACUGAGCACAAACGGACUGUCAACAAAGUGUGCUUCCACCCCGUAGAGGUUUAUAUGCUGCUAAGUGGCUCGCAGGAUGGAUUCAUGAAGUGUUUCGACCUGCGCAAGAAGGAGUCUGUCAGCACUUUCUCAGGUCAGUCAGAGAGUGUAAGGGACGUCCAGUUCAGCAUGAAGGAUUAUUUCACUUUUGCUGCAUCAUUUGAGAAUGGUAACGUCCAGCUGUGGGACAUCAGGAGACCGGACCGCUACGAGCGAAUGUUCACUGCCCACACUGGUCCUGUGUUCUGCUGCGACUGGCACCCUGAUGACAGGGGAUGGCUUGCCACUGGGGGAAGGGACAAAAUGGUGAAAGUGUGGGACAUGACCACUAACCGGGCCAAGGAAGUCUAUUGUGUCCAGACUAUCGCCUCAGUUGCACGGGUGAAGUGGAGACCCGAGAGGAAAUUUCAUUUAGCCACCUGUUCCAUGAUGGUGGAUCACAACAUCUACGUGUGGGAUGUCCGCAGACCUUUCAUUCCCUUCGCCACCUUUGAGGAACACAAGGAUGUGACCACUGGGAUCGUGUGGCGCCACCAGCAUGACCCUUAUUUCCUGCUGUCUGGCUCUAAGGACAGCACACUCUACCAACACAUGUUCAAAGACGCCACUCGUCCUGUGGACAAGGCCAACCCCGAGGGUCUGUGCUUCGGACUGUUUGGUGACUUGGCUUUUGCAGCCAAGGAGAGCCUGAUCAGCAGUGAUGCCAACAGAAAGCCUUACCCUGGAGGCGACCGCCGCUACCCCAUCUUUUUCUUCAAGAAGCCUGACCCGACAGAACAGUUUGCCCAUGUGUCCAGUGCACUUAGUGUCUUUGAGACAGACUUGGACAGUAACCGCAUGGACUGGUUUGUCAAGACAGCACAACUCUACCUCCUUAGUGGGAAGCCGUUUGGUGAGCUGUGUGAUCACAACGCCAAGGUGGCCCAGGAGCUAAAAAGACCUCAGGUUUCCACAACAUGGACCAUGUUGAGAAUCAUGUUCUCUGACCCAGCAAACCUCACAACACCCGGUCUAAACCACAGCCUCAGUAAACUGGGUACUUUGCCCUUAAUGAACAGUUUCAGCAUGAAGGAAAUGGGGUCAGGGAUGGGCACUGAAAGCAGACUGGAGCGCAGUAAAGGUGAGAGCAGGCAGGACAACAUCCACUUGGAGCCUGGGAACUCCCACAUCAGCAAUAAUAAUGAAGAGAACGAGGAGACGGAAGGCAGCGAGGGCCAGGCUGAAUACAUGUUCGGUGAUGCAGAGUUAGAUGACGACGACCUCUACUCUAUGGAGCAUGACAACCAAACGGAGGAGCAGGAGUACACACUGCCCCAGGAGGCCUUCCAGCUGCGCCACGAGAUCAUGGACAACCCAUCUGCUCCUGAGCACCUUCAGCAGGACAAGGCCGACUCCCCGCACGUCAGCGGCAACGAGGCAGAGGUCACUUGUCUGACGCCCAUCGAGUCCUUCUCACUCAUCUCCAUUUCCCAGCCGCUGUUCUGCCCACAUCUACCUGCCAGCUUCUUCUGCCCCAUUGUGCGGGAGAUGCUGAGCUACUACGCUGAGCAGGGUGACGUGCAGAUGGCCGUGUCUGUGCUUAUCGUCUUGGGGGACCGCAUACGCAAAGAGAUCGACGACCUCACCCAGGAGCAUUGGUACAUGUCCUACAUAGACCUGCUGCAAAGAUUCGAGUUGUGGAACGUGUCCAAUGAGGUCAUCAAGUUGAGUACAUGCAGUGCCAUCACCUGCCUAAACCAGACAUCUACAACACUACACAUCAACUGCAGCAACUGCAAGCGGCCAAUGAGCAACAAGGGUUGGAUUUGUGACAGGUGCCACCAGUGUGCCAGUGUUUGCGCAGUGUGCCACCAUGUGGUGAAGGGGCUGUUCGUGUGGUGUCAGGGCUGCAGCCACGGUGGACAUCUGGAGCACAUUAUGAACUGGCUCAAGAGCAGCGCCCACUGUCCUGCAGGCUGUGGUCACCUGUCUUGCACACAUUCAAACCUGGCAGCUGACCAGAACAUCCAGCCAUCUACUCUUGUCUGCUGAGCAGUUCCACAGGAACAGUAAGGAUAAAAACAUCUUGCUCGAGGGCACCUUAGUGAGAAGAAAAGAGGACUACUUAUUUACUUUCCCCCAGCUGCACUUUACUCUCAUGGGCUCAGAAAAUCCCAGCUGGCAACCUGCCAACAUCUCGAGCCUCCAGUCUACCAGCCAGACACAACGUGUGCUGCUCAGAGUAACAGUUAUUUGCUUAUCUUAGUUUGUAUAGCUCAUUGCUGGUGAGAUGCACUACAAAUAAGUGUAGAAGCCAACAGAGACAUCUUCAGUUCACAUAAACCUCAAAAGACCAGCUUUGUCUUGGGUGAAAUCUGACUGUAACUAAGAAUCCCUGUUACAUCCCAGUACUGUGUGGCUUGAUGGCAACUGGUUGGAGGAUUUUAGAGUCUGUUUGUCAGUUUUAGUGGCAGACAUUCAUGACAGGAGUAAAUUAGCACUGUGAGAUGGAGAAUAUUUUAGCAGUCCAGUCUCAACACUGUGUUUAUUUGGCCACGCUUACAGUCUGUCUUUCACUGCCGACUGCCAACAAGAGGGUAAAUCAGCAGCAGUAGAUGACGGUAGAUGACAGUCCUCUGCCCCUUGACCUUAUUUGCUGAAACCUCAUCUAGGGUUUAGUGACUCAAAAGCAUCCUGUAUCCUGGCACGCAAAACAUCACUGGUGCAGUAAUCGUCAUCUCUGGGAGUUUUCCUUCCCAUUCACACAUCACAAAAUGAUGUGUGAGAAAUCCACAGGCCUGAGGCUGAUCAGCUGCUAAAGCUACGUAAACUCAGCCAACAUACAUAUCGGGCCAAGGUUGUCGCAGAGUAGCAACUGUCAUCACAUCGAUAUACUGCCAAGACUGCGGGCACAGUAGAGGAGUUUCAGAUGUACUCCGCAUGAGGACAUCCCAACAAUUAGAAGGAGGGGAUCCCCUGACCCUCGAGGCUCAGUGUACACAGAGCUCACCCAUAGUGUUAGAAAUUUACAUUUUGACCACAUCAAUAAAGUAGACAAGCAUACAGAUGGAAAUAAGGGUGAUAUUCAAUGUUGCUUAAGGAGACAGACUCUAAAAUAAAUGUUAAAAUGUCUUGUUAUUUCACACACCUGUUUACAGGUAGAGUCCAAUGAGAACCACAAAUUACAUUCAAGGGUUUUAUAAAGAAGAAACCACUAACAAUGUUCAAUUGAAGUUUAACAGGAGACGAUAAGUUCCAGGAAAAUGAUCCCCCCUGAUCAUUGGAUAUGAAGACAUACUCUUUUUUUGUUUGUUUGUUUUUUUCUUUUUAAACAACAGAUCCUUCCAGUGUUAUAACUUGACCUCUUCAAUUCUUUACUACAAAUGAUCAUAAAAUGUCUCCUGAAAGGACUAAGCUGCCAGUGGGUAGAUCUGUUUUUUCCCCCCUCUGCUUACUGUUUGGAUAAUUCUGUCCACAUGUGCACAUAAACACCCUUCACCACUGUAACUUUAACAUAAAGAUUUGUCUGUGGGACAUGCAGUAAAUUUCCAAUUUACAUCU
This is a messenger RNA of Scatophagus argus, 4309 nucleotides long. RefSeq names its product WD repeat domain 24 (gene wdr24). NCBI's taxonomy places the organism in Eukaryota, Metazoa, Chordata, Actinopteri, Scatophagidae. Gene Ontology annotation, molecular function: protein binding. Bases 383 to 2800 code for a protein of 805 amino acids. Gene Ontology annotation, biological process: positive regulation of TOR signaling. The record is from RefSeq and is a predicted model, not a curated record. The transcript has 12 exons.